AUGAUACGUGAAAAGCCUAGCGUUAAAAUUGGGUUAAUACAGGAGAGGAUUGCAUCAAAUCUAGGAUUUCAUAUAUCAUACAUAAAGGCCUGGAAAGCAAAGCAGAAGGCAAUUGUGAGGGUCUUUGGGGAUUGGGAUGAGUCGUACGCGUUUCUGCCGAGAUGGUUGGAUUAUAUGUUAUUGUUUUCUCCAGGGUCUGCCUAUAAACUGGAUGUGAAUGAACAUAGGAUAGAUGGUCGGCUCGAUGGAUCGCACAAGGUGUUCAAAAGGGUUUUUUGGACAUUCAAACAGUGUUAUGAUGCCUUUAAUUAUUGCAAGCCUAUGCUACAAAUCGAUGGGACACAUUUGUAUGGAAAAUACCGCGGAACGCUAAUGAUUGCUACAGCUGUUGACGGUAACAAUUAUGUCCUUCCUGUUGCGUUUGCUGUUGUUAGUUGUAUAUUGGCGGCCGUCAAUAAUGUUGACUUAGGGUGGCAACCACCCAGAGGGUACCAUGUUUUUUGCCUGAGACAUCUGGCAAGCAAUUUCAAUCAUAAGUUCAAAAAUAUCAUGUUGAAGAAGGAGCUAAAGAAGUUAGGUUACACUACAUCGCGAUUGGAUUUUGACGAUGGUUUGGAAAAAUUUAAAGAAUCAAGCCCACAAAUUGCAGCAUGGAUUUAUCGAAUUCCGAAGGAAAAAUGGAGUAUAUCAUACGAUGCUGAAGGAAGGCGAUUUGGCCACAUGACUACAAACUUGUCGGAGUGUGUUAACAAGGAGGCCCGGGAAGAGAUGGACAAAGGUAAUCGUUUCGCCAAAGUGUUCUGGGUUGCAUACGUUAAAAACCAACAAAAUGUUGCAACACACUUUGUUACGUCGUAUGACAGACAGAAAACACGAUUUGAAGUUCAAGAGUCUUACAAUCAAAGAACUCAUAGAGGCGGAAAGAAAUGGUGGGUUUCAUUAGCUGAUCGGGCCUGUUAG
Molecule: messenger RNA, 960 nt
Organism: Gastrolobium bilobum
Lineage: Eukaryota; Viridiplantae; Streptophyta; Magnoliopsida; Fabales; Fabaceae
Exons: 4
Coding region: 1-960 (319 amino acids)
Source: RefSeq, a predicted model, not a curated record